UGGUUCCUUUCGGUUCCUGUCUGCCGUGCGUGAUCCGUAUUGCAAUGUGGGACUACGUGGACUGGUGGUCCGCGUUUGGGUAUUUGUUAUUGUUGGCGGGAUUUAUAUUUGCGGUGCUGUGCGUCUUUCUCUAUGCCACCUCAUCGAGAAUACCGCUAAUUAUUCGGUACUCCGAAGAAUUCAAUUUCAAGGACCCUUCACAACCCGGCCAAAGCUUUCAGUACCCUCAUCUCAGAGAUGAACCAAGCAUCGAUCUCUCCGUUAUCGUCCCUGCAUACGAAGAGGAGAAGCGUCUUCCCCCUAUGCUCGACGAGUGCCUGGAGUAUCUGGAGGCCAGGCAGAAGAGGGAUCCAAACUUCACCUAUGAAGUGAUCAUCGUCGAUGAUGGAAGCCGGGAUCGAACGACGUCUGUUGGUAUGCAGUACAGCCUCAAGUAUGGAACCGAGAAGGUCCGGGUCCUAACACUGGCCAAGAACCGUGGAAAGGGUGGUGCUGUGCGCCUGGGGAUGCUUAGCGCCAGAGGGAGGCACCUGCUUUUUGCAGAUGCCGAUGGCGCAACACAGUUCUCUGACCUGGACAAGCUUGAAGAAGUGGCAAAUGAGCUGCUCAAGCAGAGCACUAAUGUGGUGGUAGUUGGUUCACGUGCACAUCUGGAGAAGGAUAGCAUCGCCGAGAGGUCAAUAUUUAGGACAUUCCUUAUGUAUGGAUUCCAUUUCCUUGUUUGGCUCUUCACCGUGAGGGGCAUUGCGGACACACAAUGUGGUUUCAAGCUCUUCAGCCGGGAAGCAGCAACACACCUGUUCACCUCGCUGCAUGUGGAGAGGUGGGCUUUCGACGUCGAGAUCCUGUACAUAGCUCAAUCACUGAAGUUUCCUAUAGCUGAAGUUGCUGUUCACUGGACAGAGAUUGAAGGCUCUAAAGUUGUACCCAUCUGGACAUGGGUAGAGAUGGGUCGGGACCUUUUUCUUAUCUGGUUACGGUACAAGAUCGGUGCUUGGUCUAUUGCAGCACAGCCAAAAAAGCUCAAAUGAGUGACACUAGUCUUAUUUCAUUUUUAUAUGCUUCUCUCUUUUCUACACGCUCUUGUUAUAUGUAUGCUGUGACGCGCAGUGUGCUGGAACAUGGUCUGCGCAGGUAAAUAAAUGCUUUUUUCAAAAUAAACCUUGGUCAUGUGA
Messenger RNA from Dermacentor andersoni, 1175 nucleotides. RefSeq names its product Dolichyl-phosphate beta-glucosyltransferase wollknaeuel (gene wol). Gene Ontology annotation, biological process: protein N-linked glycosylation. Lineage: Eukaryota; Metazoa; Arthropoda; Arachnida; Ixodida; Ixodidae. Gene Ontology annotation, cellular component: endoplasmic reticulum membrane. The record is from RefSeq and is a predicted model, not a curated record.